UCAGAGAGUGCGGAAAGGUCCCGAGAGGAGACGACGAGAGGUGUUCGCCGGGAAGAUUUCGCGCCGCCGCCGCACCCCUCGCCGGAGAUGGCGAUGACCGUGGAAGGCUCGCUGGACUUGCGUGUAUGUUCUCCACCAGCAUUCUUUUGCAAAUCCUGGCAUGUGCUCUGUACAACAACUGGUGGCCUAUGUUAGCAGCACUCAUGUACAUCAUUGUGCCCAUGCCAUGCCUGUUCUUCGGUGAUGGAUCCACACGGUUCUUGAGUAGCGGAGAGGGUGGAGCGUGGAUCAACGCUGCAAAGUUUCUGACUGGCGCGUCUGCCAUGGGAAGCCUCGCCAUCCCCGCGAUCCUGAGGCACGCUGGCCUGAUCGAGACCGGGGCCAUGUUCAUCGAGUUCACGUCCUUCUUCAUCCUCGUGUGCACGGUGCUGUGCUUCCACAGGGCCACCCUGGAGGAAGAAUGGUAAAGCCCGAUACUGCAAGGAGUACCAACCCCAGAAGAAGAAAGAAUUCCCUCUGUGGGAUCUAACGUGGAUCUGUGUACAAAGAAGCAUGUUCAAAGUGCAUGACUACUCUAUUUGUGUAUUAUUGUGCACGUUCUCGAGAUCUGUAAUCUAGUGGCGGCGAUGCUGUCUUAAUUAGCUUUUUUCUUGUGGAUGUAUCCGUGCCGACCCGACCGUGUGGAACAUACAUGAGAUCUGCUGCUGUUGACAUGUACUGUUUCUCUUUGGUUGGCUCCGCCACUUGCGUGGCGCACUGGGAGCCAGGCGAGAAGGUUUGUUUACAUUCUGCACUUAAUUCCAUGUGGCCCAGUCA
Lolium rigidum is the source of this 816-nucleotide messenger RNA. RefSeq names its product vacuolar protein sorting-associated protein 55 homolog. Gene Ontology annotation, biological process: late endosome to vacuole transport via multivesicular body sorting pathway. The transcript is spliced from 5 exons. The record is from RefSeq and is a predicted model, not a curated record. Lineage: Eukaryota; Viridiplantae; Streptophyta; Magnoliopsida; Poales; Poaceae. Bases 126 to 467 code for a protein of 113 amino acids. Gene Ontology annotation, cellular component: endosome.